This is a messenger RNA of Arvicola amphibius (Eurasian water vole), 753 nucleotides long. RefSeq names its product cilia and flagella associated protein 299 (gene Cfap299). NCBI's taxonomy places the organism in Eukaryota, Metazoa, Chordata, Mammalia, Rodentia, Cricetidae. The record is from RefSeq and is a predicted model, not a curated record. The transcript has 8 exons. The coding region runs from base 1 to 753 and encodes 250 amino acids.
AUGGAUCAGGACGAGGGGCUGACGGCCGUGGACAACAUCGUCACUCAAUUCAACACCUAUGAAGACUUCCUGGACUCGCAGAUCACCACUAUAGACCUGUAUUACCUGGAGGAUGAAAGCCUGGCUCGCCAGUUGGUGGAGCUAGGUUACCGAGGGACAGGAGAGAUUGUGAAAAGAGAAGAUUUCGAAGCAAGAAAGGCAGCUAUAGAUAUUGCAAGGCUGGCUGAAAGAACACAGAAAAAGACACUGACGAGUGCUGGUAAGGAUCUGCAGGAUAAUUUUCUGAAGGCCCUGGCAAUGAGAGAAGAAGAUAAUCGCAAUGGGAAAGUGAGCGUAAAUCAACAGAGGGUGGCAGCAGCUUAUAUUAUGUCAAAAAAAUUAAUUACUGUGAUCUUCAUUCGUGACAAAAAUUCUCAUGGGCAAGAAGUGUCAGGAUAUAUCGACUAUGCCCACAGACUAAAAACUGAAGAUUUUGAACUUUACUUUACUGGAAAAAGAAGACUUCUUCCAAGGCCCACAGAUUUGAGCUUUUACAACUGGGACAAUCAUAUUGCUGUUUGCAAUUCAAGUCCAAAUUAUCAAGUGAUGGCUGACAACCCUGAAGGCUUACUUUUUAAAUAUAAAAGAGACAGGAAAAUUCUCAAUGUUGACCCAAAGGCACAGCCAGGAGACAACUCGGCGAGAAUCCCUAUCCAGACGGAACUCUACAUGCACGUGGUUCUCUUCGACCACAUCUCCAGAAGGAAGACUUAG